ACAGAUAAGAAGAAAACCUCAACCUGAAGCUCACUGUCUGCUCCCAGUCACUGCAGGACACAUUUCAUUAUGCAAGCAGUCAACCCGAGGGUGUGUGGGCUUGUGCGUGUGUGUGCAGGUGUAAUUCUGCUGCUCAUUCUUGCUGGUGUGUGUUCGUGGACGGUCGGCUCUCCUGGAUUACAGACCUUAAAUCCCGACAGAUCCUCAUCAGUUCAGAAGUCAGCGGGUACAACUCGUUAGUCCAGCAGUUUGCUGUACUCGUGUGUUGGAAGGGGGAUUUCACUGCCGAGGGACUUUUGGUCCCCCCAGUUUUCUCGUUGAUCUGGGAGAUUUGAGCCAGGCUUGAUGGACGGACCUCUCACUUCUAAUUUGGAUCAACAACUUUUAAUUGGGGCUCUGCUUUUCUUGUGUAACUUAAUCCGUGCUCAAAGAAGAGAAGAACUCCACAUGGCAGUACUGCCACUUUAAUUAAAUGUGCUGUUUUUUCCCCCCAUUUAUUUCCUUGUUUGAAUCUUAUUGAAGAUCAUAAAGUUAUUCUCAGAGAACAUUCCUUAUUUUGCUUAUUUAUUCAUGUAAUUAUGAAGUAGAACAAAAUUAAGAAUGCAUUAAUUUUUUUUUACACUCCAUUGUUGAGCAGGAGAACUAACAAAGGUCAAAGUGAAACCAGGAUGUGAGCUCACAAACUGUGUUCAGGGAGCGCCGCGAUGAAUAAGCUACGGCAGAGCUUCCGGCGCAAGAAAGACAUCUAUGUGCCGGAGUCGAGCCGGCCUCACCAGUGGCAGACGGAUGAGGAGGCGGUCCGCAGCGGCAGAUGCAGCUUCGCAGUCAAGUACUUGGGACAUGUGGAAGUGGAGGAAUCGAGAGGCAUGCACAUCUGUGAGGACGCAGUGAAGCGGCUUAAGACGGACAAGAAAUUCUUCAAAGGAUUCUUUGUGAAAGCUGGGAAGAAGGCAGUGCGAGCUGUGUUGUGGGUGUCGGCUGAUGGUCUUCGGGUUGUUGAUGACAAAACAAAGGACCUGAUCCUGGAUCAGACGAUAGAGAAGGUUUCGUUCUGCGCUCCUGACAGGAACUUUGAGAGGGCGUUCUCUUACAUCUGCAGGGACGGCACCACGCGACGCUGGAUCUGCCACUGUUUCAUGGCCAUUAAAGACUCAGGAGAGCGGCUCAGCCACGCUGUGGGCUGUGCGUUUGCCGCUUGUCUGGAGCGAAAACAGAAGCGGGAGAAGGAGUGCGGCGUCACGGCAACCUUUGAUGCUAACAGAACCACUUUUACUCGGGAAGGCUCAUUUCGUGUUACCACAGCAACGGAGGCUGCAGAGAGGGAAGAAGUCAUGAGACAAUUGCAGGAUGCUAAGAAAGCAGAGACAGACGUGAAUGUUGUCGGGAACUCUGCCAACAGUGUGACAAACUCCUCGGUGCUCCAGUCAGGAAGCUCCCCGUCCCCCUCGUCCUCUCCGCCUCUCUCCGUAGGCACGCUGGGGCCUCAGGUGAUACCCCGCAGACACGCGCCGGCCGAGGCCCUCGCCCGCCAGGGCUCCUUCAGGGGCUUUCCGGCCCUCAGCCAGAAGACCUCCCCCUUCAAACGACAGCUAUCCCUGCGCAUGAACGAGCUGCCCUCCACCAUGCAGCGAAAAUCUGACUUCCCUAUUAAAAACACAGUCCCUGAGGUGGAAGGAGAAAACGACAGCAUCAGUUCGCUGUGCACACAGAUCGCCACGGCGUUCAGCGGGCCCCCUGAGGACCCCUUCUCUUCUGCUCCGAUGCCCAAACCGGCAUCCUCUCCUCAGUCCCCUGUGGCACCAGUGAAUGGCACCAUGCCUGCCUUCUCCAUUGCUGCCACUGCCACUGCUGCUGCCUCCAAUCCCGCCGUCCUGCACCCCGCUCUGCCUACACGAGAGACUAACCCCUGGGCCGCAAACCCAGCGGGGCCCGCCGCUCCAGUCCUCCCAGGAGGAGACUGGACAUCAGCGACACCAGCGAUGGUUGCCCCUCCCACUGCCUCUCCAGCCAUGUCCGCCCACAAACGCACGCCAUCAGAAGCCGACCGCUGGUUGGAAGAAGUCACCAAAUCAGUCCGCGCGCCGCAGUCUAAACCACUCGCAGCGGGAGGCACGCCUCCCCCACAGCCAUUCGCUGCCCCGGUGCAUAUGCCCGUGGCUCCAGUCCCCGUCGUUCCCGCAGUGCCCUUUAUGCCUUCCCUGGCCCCUUCCGUCCCCAUGGUGCCCCCCCGCCAAACUGCUUUCCACCCCCCAGCGGCGGCCUCUUACCCGGUGUCCAACGGUCUGCCGUUCCCCCAGUCCAGUGUUCCCGUGUUUGGCAUAACUCCCUCGCAGAUGGUGGCCAACGUGUUCGGCUCCGCCACCCAACCGCAGCCGUUUCCCAUCCCGGCCGCCGCCACCAUGCCACAGACUGGUGACGCUCAGGUCUUCAAUAACGUCUCACCGUACGUCAAACCCCCGGCGCCCACCGAGGUUCACAUCCAGCCCCCAAACGGCAGGGCCGCCUUCAACGGCCCCGAAGGCUGGGCGGCCUCGUCUUCCCAGUAUGGCCAGCCUGCACCGGCACAGCAAGAAGACGCGUUCGAAGCCCAGUGGGCGGCGCUGGAGAACCGCCCGCACCAGCGCACCACCCCGUCCCCCACAAACCCCUUCUCCACCGAGCUGCACAAGACUUUUGAGAUCCAACUGUGAUCGCAGUGCCAUCAGAAAGCACCGGGUAGCUGGGGGCGGACUCGACGGAGUCGCCCCGCCCUUUCCCGCUGGCGUUUUAUUGGACACCCACUGCAGGGGUGGUCGGAGCGAAAAAGCAAAACAAACCCCGUGCAGCGUCAAGGGGGAAAAAAAAAAAAAGUAAAACAAAACAGGUUGUUGUGAAGACAUUCACGGCUCCUCAGGCAUUUCCUUUGUAUUGUUUUGUUUGUGCUUGUGGAGCGCAAGGUUAUCAUUACCCUGUGGAGCGCCACUCCCUUUUGCCAGCUAGCUUCGCUCACCGAGGCCCUCUGCUGGCGGGCGAGAGACGCAGCACUGAGAGAACUCAACUUCCAGAUGAGAAGACGAGAGCCAGACAAUGCCAAAAUCUUUAUUUUUAUGCAUCAAGUAUAUUUGAAAUAGCUUUGGAAUCUAACAGAAAAGUUGUAAGUAAUCUUGCCAAAGGCACGGGAUAGUUACAAUGUUCAUGUACACAAGAAAAGAUCAUGUAUAUUAUACAUAAAUAUAUAUAUAUAUAUAUCUAAAGAAUCUAUACUGUACACAGAGCUCACAGCAGUGCAAAUUUUUAAUGUGAUGUAAAGAGAUUUUUUUUGUGGAGGGAUAGCUGCUUUUUUGAGUGUACAUUUUUUCCCCCUAAUUUUUAACAAAAAAUCUUGAUGCUGUUUGUUGCAUCGUCUAACUGAAUGGGGAAAAAAAAAA
Xiphophorus maculatus (southern platyfish) is the source of this 3407-nucleotide messenger RNA. It is a transcript of the gene numb, whose product is annotated as NUMB, endocytic adaptor protein. Lineage: Eukaryota; Metazoa; Chordata; Actinopteri; Cyprinodontiformes; Poeciliidae. The transcript has 11 exons. Bases 705 to 2690 code for a protein of 661 amino acids. The record is from RefSeq and is a predicted model, not a curated record. Gene Ontology annotation, molecular function: cadherin binding.